UUCACUUCUAGUGUGAGGUACCCAACUGAAGCUAGAGAGCAAGAAAAGAAGUUGAUAAGCAAAUGGCCAUGCAGCUAAACCUGUGAUCGUGGUUUCCCUAUCAUCAUCACUCAAAAUCGUCGGAUCAUCACAACACCGCCGGUACAUAGAGACUCCCCCACAAUUAAAGGACGAGCUUCCCUCCUCUGCAGCGAGGGAGGCAUGGGAGAGUACGUGCGAGCCUGUGGUUAAUUUUUGCCUAUUAUUCAAGUGUCAUUCACACCUGGAUAUCACGAUGCAACGUGGGAGUCAACAGCUGCUACAACAUCACCGACCUGUCGACUGCACUCACCAAAGGACGCGCCGGUCUUUCUCUCUCUCACCUGUGCUUACUCGCAGGAAUUUUUUCCCACCUGAGAAUGCGUGGUAUGGAAGCCAAAUAAAUGAACUGCUUGCAAGAACCGUUCAUCAGUGACACAGGUAUUUGUUUCCAGUUCGAACAACGGCGAUAUCGUCAUACAGUUCAUUUCUGGAAGAAAAGCCGGUUGUGCAAGUGUGUUGUUGCUGCAGUCUCCCAAUCAUGUUGUCGGAUGUUGGCUGGAACAUCGUUCUUGUUGUCGUUGCCGUGACGCUGCUGGUGUGUGUCAUGGUCAACAUUGCAAUGAAGGGACAAAUGAUGCAUCUAGACGAUAGCUUUGUGAAAGAGGUGUCCUACCUAAUAAACACUCAGAAGGCCCGCAUAAAUGAAGCAUUCUCCGAGGUGGAAGGAGAAGCCAUGACAACAAGAAGAAAACUGGAGGGGCGGCAGGGUCCCAAGCACUUGGAGAAGAUGUUGUUUACCAAUAAUCGCGAGGAGGAAAGGCUGCAACGCCACCUGCAGGAGCUGAAUAACAGCUCCAGACUCCGUGGUAUGGAGCUGGACCGCGAGAAGGUGGAAGUUCACAACGAGAUGCGUCUGAGCAGGCGCCGUAACUCUGCGCCUUCCUUGGUUAUCCCCCCUGCUGAUUCCCACGCCGAGACAACAGCAGCACCGGAAUCAGCGCCAGUGGCCUCAAGUCUAGGUCCGAAACCUUUCGCCAGAGGCGCAGGGCCAGCGACGUCCAAGUCAAGGCAACCCGCCGAGACCGACCCGGCGAACGAGUAUCUCUUGACCGAGUUCAAGAGGGUCUCCGAGGUCAUCCCCAACAUCCUGAACUCGCUAAACAGACCCGAGGACAAGUGCGCUGCCGGGGGCGACAACCAGAAGAGGGACAACAGUAGAUGGAAGGCUACUCUGAUGGCAGCAGGGAGGAGGGGGUCUCUAGCUGGCGUAGGGGGAGGAGCAGCUCCCUUGACCACACCUAGACUUGUUCCGGAUGAGGCUUUGACUCGUGCUGGCACGCGCGAAACACCCGGUGAGCCGAAGAUAGCAAACAUCGUCAACAUGAUACGCAAGAUCAAGUCUCUGAGGGGCGACAUGGCAGCAAACAAGAGGGCGGAGCUUAUGCGAUCCAAGACCACCUUCAAGGACCUCCUCAAGAACAUUCAAGAGGAGGAGAGCAAAGGAGGUGACUGUGAUACCUACACAGAUGGCGCGUGCUCUCUUCUGAGGCGGAAGAUGUACAAAGCUCGGCGAGCCAGCUGCCCGGUUCUAGAUGUCGCUUCAGUUGUUGCUUCUGAAGCGAGCAGCAUAACAAGGGAGGCUAUUCUUCAGAAAAGAAACUCAGCCCCGUUGCCAUUUGCCUCCCUUGCUACGCGUCCCACGCCUGUCUUGGGGCGGAGCAGCAGCUCCAUGGCGCUUCUUGGCAGACUCGGUAGUCGAGAGGCGGAAGGGUACAGACGGGCGCUGCUGCAGCAGGAGGACCGGGAGCUGACGGAGAUGAAGGUGGCAACAGAGUGGCGCCGCUACGAUCAAAUACGCAAGCGCAUCGGCCACUUCCUGCAUGACGUCGACAACCCUGCGCGCAGAGCCUCGCUCCCAAUCCUGCCAGACUCUGCAGUGCAGGAGGUAGAGCUGCAGGACUCGUGAGAAACACCUGGCCGCCGUUGUCUGUGGAUUACAAUCUAUAUCUAUAGUUGUUGUUUUUUUUCAAAGUAGAGCACAGUCUUGGUGUUUGUUCGUCUUUUUUUUCCAUCUGUGUUAUCAAGUACAGGAACUCUUGACAUUGUUUGGUCCUACGCUGUGCGUAGGUCUCAUGUUUUUCUUUAUAUUUAUUGGAAACAAAUGUGUUUAAAUGACUCUUCGGUGGAAAUCACAGACUUCGAAGGAAAUGUGAUUAAUUAUGAAGAUCAAAAGAUGGUCGCAAUGACAGUUGGUGGCUCUUAUAUGAGCAAUCUAAGGCCCGUCUUCUAGGCUAAAGAAUCUCUUCUGCAAGAAUGCAAAAGGAAUGAAAACGUGAAUGGGGAUAGAUACCUUCGAUAGAAGUCUUAUAGACUGUUAGAUAAAAUUCUUAUACAUACCCCGCUGUAAGUGAUAUAGCCCUACUUAAAUUUAUUUACAAUUCUUGUAGAUACCCAACCAUAAUCGUAUACCCAGCUGGAAGUCUUAGAGAUAUCUAGCUAGAGGUGUUUUUAUACACAUACAUUACUUUUUGAGUGAGAGAGAGUGUGUUUGAAUAGGUGAGAACACAGGCAAGUGCCUUAAUAUAGGUAAACCUGUGAGAGGUAAACUUCAACGUCUGUUUUAUUUUUUCAAUAAUGUUUUCUCUUAAAAUAUGAAUAAUAAUUUCAUGUUAACGACAAGUAUUAUAAUAAAAAUAA
Molecule: messenger RNA, 2718 nt
Organism: Pomacea canaliculata
Lineage: Eukaryota; Metazoa; Mollusca; Gastropoda; Architaenioglossa; Ampullariidae
Exons: 7
Coding region: 560-1987 (475 amino acids)
Source: RefSeq, a predicted model, not a curated record